UUGCCGGGCAGAACAGGACGCCGCGCGGCCAUGGCCGCCGACAUGGAGCCGCUGCUCCUGGCCUGGAGCUAUUUCAGGCGCAGGAAGUUCCAGCUCUGCGUCGAUCUGUGCACGCAGAUGCUGGAGAAGGCCCCUUUUGACCAGGCUGCUUGGAUUCUGAAAGCACGAGCACUGACAGAAAUGGUUUAUGUCGACGAGAUUGACGUUGUGCAGGAAGGGAUUGCGGAAAUGAUGCUGGAUGAGAACGCCAUCGCUCAAGUCCCGCGCCCUGGAACAUCUCUGAAACUCCCUGGAUGUAAUCCGACAGGAGGGCCGAGUCCAGCUGUCAGGCCCGUCACUCAAGCUGGAAGGCCCGUUACAGGUUUCCUGAGGCCCAGCACACAAAGUGGCAGGCCAGGCACCAUGGAGCAAGCCCUCAAGACACCCAGGACCACCUACACAGCCCGGCCCAUCACCAGCUCAUCUGGGAGAUUCAUGCGGCUGGGCACAGCUUCUAUGCUUACAAGUCCUGACGGACCUUUCAUCCAUUUAUCUAGACUGAAUUUAACAAAAUAUUCCCAGAAACCUAAAUUGGCAAAGGCUUUGUUUGAGUAUAUCUUUCAUCAUGAAAAUGAUAUAAAGACUGCGUUGGACCUGGCCGCCCUAUCUACAGAGCAUUCUCAGUACAAGGACUGGUGGUGGAAAGUGCAGAUUGGAAAAUGUUACUACAGGUUAGGCAUGUAUCGGGAAGCAGAGAAGCAGUUCCUUUCGGCCCUGAAGCAGCAGGAAAUGGUAGACACCUUUCACUACUUAGCCAAAGUCUACAUCUCAUUGGAUCAGCCUGUGACUGCCUUAAACCUUUUCAAACAAGGCCUAGAUAAGUUUCCAGGAGAAGUGACUCUACUUUGUGGAAUUGCCAGAAUCUACGAGGAGAUGAACAAUAGUUCUGUGGCAGCUGACUACUACAAGCAGGUUCUGAAACAAGACAACACUCAUGUGGAGGCCAUCGCCUGCAUCGGAAACAACCACUUCUACUCUGAUCAGCCAGAAGUAGCACUUCGCUUUUACAGGCGACUCCUGCAGAUGGGUGUUUAUAACUGCCAGCUCUUUAACAAUCUGGGCCUCUGCUGCUUCUAUGCCCAGCAGCAUGACAUGACUCUGACCUCGUUUGAACGUGCCCUUGCUCUGGCGGCCAACGAAGAGGAAACGGCUGAUGUCUGGUACAACUUGGGGCAUAUAGCUGUGGGCAUCGGAGACACGAGUCUGGCCCACCAGUGCUUCCGGCUGGCCCUGGUGAACAACAACAACCACGCUGAGGCCUACAACAACCUGGCGGUGCUGGAGAUGCGCAAGGGCCACAUCGAGCAGGCCAGGGCUCUCCUGCAAACAGCCUCUUCUCUCGCUCCACACCUGUAUGAGCCGCAUUUUAAUUUUGCGACUGUGUCUGAUAAGAUCGGAGAUCUACAGAGAAGCUAUGUUGCUGCUCAGAAGUCUAAAGAAGCAUUUCCAGAUCAUGUGGACACACAGCAUUUAAUCAAACAGCUAAAGCAGCACUUUGCAAUGCUUUGAUUGUUCCUCAGAGCAAAUCAUUUCAGCAAACAGGCACUAUGCAAGGGGAAAACUGUGUGUGUGUGGUGUGUGUGUGUGUGUGUGUGUGUGUGUGUGUGUGUGUCACACGGGCCUGGGCUGGAUGUCAGUGCAGAAGCCAGAGGGAGUUUGAGAACGUUUAGGAAAACUGCAGCAGAUUGACUUUAUGAUAGUCUCCAAGUCAGGAUCUCAGCGCUUAUAUAGAUCAUGAAACCUCCCACACUGUAUGGUAAAUGUCUUUUUAUAAUGUUUACAAAGCAUUUUCUUAAAUUUCCUCUCCUUUUAUGCAUUAAUGUGUCUAGGGUGGCCAUUAGCCAUCCUGGAAUUGAAAAAAAGUCUUUAUAAUUCCACCUUUUCUUUUUUGCUAAAACUGCAUAUAUUUAUCCUAAGCAGAGACUUUAUGUGGAGCUUAAAAUUCAUUGAAAAUUCUAUUUUUUAGUCAAAUGCUUUUCAAGACACCGACUUUCUUAUGGAAUGUAUUCUAAAUUAAACCAGUGUGUAAGGCACCA
Erinaceus europaeus (western European hedgehog) is the source of this 2075-nucleotide messenger RNA. It is a transcript of the gene TTC8, whose product is annotated as tetratricopeptide repeat domain 8. NCBI's taxonomy places the organism in Eukaryota, Metazoa, Chordata, Mammalia, Eulipotyphla, Erinaceidae. The record is from RefSeq and is a predicted model, not a curated record. Gene Ontology annotation, biological process: non-motile cilium assembly. Bases 31 to 1548 code for a protein of 505 amino acids. The transcript has 14 exons. Gene Ontology annotation, cellular component: ciliary basal body; non-motile cilium; BBSome. Gene Ontology annotation, molecular function: protein binding.